AUGGGGCAAGAUCAUCGUAGGUUGGAUUCGAAAGUGAUUGCACAAUACAUUUUUACGAUGGUCAAGGCCGAUCCAACAAUCAGCAUCAGGAUUCUACAAAGAGGUGUGGAGAAUCACUUUGGUUACAAGGCAUCAUACAGAAAGGUUUCGCUUACAAAACAGAGAGUCAUCACUAGAAUAUAUGGCGAUUGGGAGGAGUCAUACAAUGAGCUUCCUCGGUGGUUAUUCUCUAUGCAGAUGUACUUGCCAGCCGUGUACAAAAAGCCGACUAAUGUACGUCCAUUUAGGUACUUGGGUGCAACUAGUGACACAGUCCUAGCCAGCUGCAUCCACCGACACUGUGAUGUUUCAUCGGGUCUUUUGAAUAACUUUGUUGAUGGCCAUAGCGCAAGACGGCAAUGUGCAGCUGUUGAGGGUAAAACAAAGGAAGCGUGGUCGUUCUUUCUUUCGUACUUACGGGAGCAUGUUACACCACAACUAGGGGUGUUAGUGAUUUCGGAUAGACACAAGUCCAUUGAUGGAGCACUGAAUGCCAAAGCGAGUUUAUGGAAACCGCCUCAUGCCUUCCAAGCGUUUUGUACAAGACACAUUGCAACCAACUUCGUGACCCACUUUAGGAACCAAGACUUGAAGAAGGUUCUUAUUAAUGCAGUGUACUCAAAGUCGUAUCAUGAGUUUGCUCAUUAUUAUGGGCGUCUGAGGGGCGAAAACCUAGCUAUUACAAACUAA
Messenger RNA from Arachis duranensis, 729 nucleotides. RefSeq lists its product as uncharacterized. Bases 1 to 729 code for a protein of 242 amino acids. The record is from RefSeq and is a predicted model, not a curated record. NCBI's taxonomy places the organism in Eukaryota, Viridiplantae, Streptophyta, Magnoliopsida, Fabales, Fabaceae. The transcript has 3 exons.